UAAAUUGGACUUGUGCUGUUGUCAUGAGUUGCGUCAAACCUUGCCGCGAGUCGUUCAACUUCACUUUGUAUCUCCCCAUCCCCGUCAUUUCCUUCUGACUCGUCAUCAUCCCCUCCCCUGCAAUCUAGGGCUUCUUCCUUCUCGCUCUCUCUUUCUCUGAUACCCCAUUUUCUCAAACACUGAUACAAAGCAGCAAGCAAACAUGGAAGGAGUCGAAGACGCGCCGACGAUGAUCAACUUGGCCAACACUCCUCCUCCGCCCUUUCUGAACAAAACCUACGACAUGGUGGACGACCCGUCCACCAACGCCGUCGUUUCCUGGAGCAACGGCAACAACAGCUUCGUCGUUUGGAACGUGCCCGAGUUCUCCAGGGACCUCCUGCCCAAGUAUUUCAAGCACAACAACUUCUCUAGCUUCGUCAGGCAGCUGAAUACUUAUGGUUUUAGAAAGGUUGAUCCAGACCGAUGGGAAUUUGCAAAUGAAGGGUUUCUAAGAGGCCAGAAACACCUUUUGAAGACAGUCAGCAGGCGGAAACCAGCUCAUGCAAACAGUCAUCAACAAGCACCACCUCAAGUGCAGAGCUCUCAGGUUGGGGCAUGUGUUGAGGUGGGAAAUCUUGGGCUGGAGGAAGAGGUUGAAAGACUUAAAAAUGACAAGAACAGUCUUAUGCAGGAACUUGUUAGAUUGAGGCAGAAACAGCAAGCAACAGAUAAUCAGUUACAUAAUGUUGGACAACGUGUGCAGGGAAUGGAGCAGCGGCAGCAGCAAAUGAUGUCAUUUCUUGCAAAGGCUAUGCAUAGUCCUGGAUUUUUAUCCCAGCUUGUACAACAUCAAAAUGAAAACAACAGGCGAAUCACUGGAAGCAAUAAGAAAAGGAGACUCCCAAGGCAAGAAGAUGAAAUUUUGGUUGGGAAGCUUAGCACCAAAUCUCUCGAUGGACAAAUGGUGAAGUACCAGCCUUCAAUGAAUGAAGCAGCAAAAGCAAUGCUGCGGCAGAUCUUGAAGAUGAAUACAUCUCCUAGGCUGGAACCGUCGAUGAUCAAUCCUGAUGCUUUCCUGAUUGACAAUGUUCCUUCUUCUGAUGCAUUAGAAAGCGGUGACACCUCUAACCGGAUUUUGGGCGUAACCUUUUCAGAGGUUCCACCAACUUCUGAGGAGUGUUAUAUGCCCGAGGAAGAGUCUGGAUUUCCCGACAGUUGUCAUUCUACAGCCAUUUCUGAGAUCCAGUGUUCUCCUUAUGCAGUUACCAAUUGUGUUAAAGCAGCUCAAGUUUUGGAAGAGAACAUGCAUAAUUUUCAAGAAGAUGCAGUUAUGCCUGAAUCAACGCAAAUGCAAGGUGGUGUUCCAGAAAGCACUGUAGAAAUCCCCAACGCAAACUUCAUGAGCUCUGAGACUGGGAAUGCAGAGUACAUGGAUAUGUCAGCGGUUUUGGAUGGGACCCUGCCUACAGAAACUGAUGCCUUUUCUCCUGAGCCUGAUGUAGAUGCUUUGCUGGGCUCUAACCUUCCGGGAAUUACUGAUAUCUUCUGGGAACAAUUUCUUCCAGCGAGCCCUCUGACUGGUGACGUAGAUGAAAUUAAUUUGAGUUCCACUGAUGGAGGGACCAUGGAUCAAGAGUUGAAGUUUGGGGAGGAGAAUGGAUGGGACAAGACUCAACAUAUGAAUCAUAUUACUGAACAAAUGGAGCUUCUUGCACCAGGGAGCAGAAUUGGUUGACCUUGUCUUUCCAAUUGUAUAUACAUGUUUCUUGCUAUCAAGAGGUUGAUGUUGCGCCCUGAUGAGCAGGCAAAGCUCUUCUUCAAAGACUAAUAAUGACCAGCUAGGAUUCAAGUUUAAGAAACUCUUAUACUCAUGUAAUCUGGCUUAGCGAUAUCGUUCGAUGCAUUUUCGUCCAAGACCUUUUUGUUGGUAUAUGGUGAAGUUUAUUGUAACUAUGAUAUAGGCAAAUCCCGUUUUGGAUCGGAAAGUAAAUAGGGAGGGCGGUUGUUUCUAAAUAUGUUGCGCCCUAAACUUGAGCUGGUGCUUUAUGAAAUCUUAUUCAUAGAAGAGUAUUCCAACA
Prunus avium (sweet cherry) is the source of this 2060-nucleotide messenger RNA. Its product is annotated as heat stress transcription factor A-1b. Gene Ontology annotation, biological process: regulation of transcription by RNA polymerase II; cellular response to heat. Gene Ontology annotation, molecular function: DNA-binding transcription factor activity; RNA polymerase II cis-regulatory region sequence-specific DNA binding. Lineage: Eukaryota; Viridiplantae; Streptophyta; Magnoliopsida; Rosales; Rosaceae. Gene Ontology annotation, cellular component: nucleus. The record is from RefSeq and is a predicted model, not a curated record.